Molecule: messenger RNA, 1851 nt
Organism: Serinus canaria (Common canary)
Lineage: Eukaryota; Metazoa; Chordata; Aves; Passeriformes; Fringillidae
Gene: TRMT5
Product: tRNA methyltransferase 5
Exons: 6
Coding region: 16-1647 (543 amino acids)
Biological process (GO): mitochondrial tRNA methylation; tRNA N1-guanine methylation
Cellular component (GO): mitochondrial matrix; cytoplasm
Source: RefSeq, a predicted model, not a curated record
CGCUCGGGGCCUGGCAUGAGGAAAAGCACGGGGAUGCUGAGGCCUCCGGCUGAGGGAUAUCUCCUGUGCUGCAGGGUGAGCAAUGCCGUGUGCCUUUCAGGUGGUGUGCUCUGCCAAAAGCCUGGCUUAGGGAGAUGGGCGGCCUGGGACAGGACUUUGUGGAGAUUGGGAUACUGUGCCAGACUACUGAAAACUAAUCAUUUUAGGACAGCUGCAUCAAAUACAUCAUUUCCAGCAGUUUGGAUGCUAUUGGCACAACAUUCUGGCAGAAUACCUGGGCUCUUUGUAGUAGUUAAAAAAAAUACUUUGUUCACAAUGCCCGAAACCGUGGAGGAUAAAACUAAUCCAGAACUGUAUUUGCCACAUCCUGGAGUGCGUGGGAUGACACUGCUCAACAGAGAGGCUUUCAAAAGGACACUGGUUGUUCCAGCUCUUAAAGUCAAGAAAGAAAUUGUGCAUAGUGUGCUGAAGUCCCUGAAACAAUCUGUACUGCAGCGCCCCGGCCUCAAGCGGGUGGUGGAGGAUCCAGAAGAUGAGGACAGUAGGUUUGUUAUCCUGGAUCCUCAUAAAGUACUGGAAUUCUCAUUAGGAGAGUCGGAGCAGCAGGUCCUGAGACAGCUCAAUGUCCUUCCUGAGGUGUGCAAGUACCACCUGGAGCUGAGCUAUGAGAAUUUCAAAUCGGAGGAGAUCCUGCGAGCCGUCCUUCCCGAGGGCCAAGAGGUCACCUCUGGGUUCAGCCGUGUUGGCCACAUUGCUCAUUUGAAUCUCAGGGAUCACCAGCUGCCCUACAGACACUUGAUUGGCCAGGUUUUAAUGGACAAGAAUCCAGGAAUCACCUGUGUAGUGAAUAAAACCAAUAUUAUUGACAGCACAUACAGGAAUUUUGAAAUGGAAGUGCUUGCUGGAGAGAACAACCUGGUGACCAAGGUCAAAGAAAAUAACAUUUCCUACGAACUGGACUUCUCCAAAGUGUACUGGAACCCACGCCUGUCCACCGAGCACGGCCGCAUAGUGGGGCUGCUCAGGGCCGGCGAUGUUCUCUUCGACGUCUUUGCUGGUAUCGGCCCUUUCGCCAUCCCAGCGGCCAAGAGGAAGUGCCGAGUGUUUGCCAACGACCUCAACCCCGAGUCCUACGCCUGGCUCCUGCACAACUGCAGGCUCAACAAAGUGCACACCAAGGUGAAGGCGUUCAACAUGGACGGCAGGGACUUCCUGCGGGGGCCGGUGAGGGAGGAGCUCAGCAAAGAGCUCCCGCUCCCGGGGGAAGAGCACAAAGCUGCGUUCCACAUAGUGAUGAAUCUGCCAGCUCUGGCUGUGGAGUUCCUGGAUGUUUUCAGGCAUCUCUUGGUCGGGGAGCCCUGCAGCCCUGCUGGCCUUCCCACUGUGCACUGCUAUGGGUUCUCGAAACACAGCGAUCCAGCCAGAGACAUUCAGGAGCGAGCAGAAGCUGUGCUGGGAACCUCCUUGGCUGGGCGCUGCUCCACUUUCCCGGUCAGGAACGUGGCGCCCAACAAGGAGAUGCUGUGCCUCAGUUUCCAGAUCCCAGCAGAUGUGCUCUACAAGAGGCCCUGCCCUGAUGAAGCAAAACCAGCCUCAAAACGUCUCUGUACCAGCCAAGAUUCUUCAGAAGAGAAGGUACUGAGUUGAAGACCAGAGCUAUGGUGACUAUCUUAGCUUUUGUAAGGGGUAUUUGGAGUGCCUCUGUUAACAGAGUUAUAAGGAGCAGAGCUGUGUUUCCAUUGAGCUGCAGUUUUCUUUUGGGAGCCUUGUUUCCUGCAGUCACCUUUUCUUAUUGUGGGAUCAAUUGAAAUUGCUAUACAAAAAAUUAAAACUUUAUUCUCUUAAAAUAAA